CUCAUCCUUCCUGUCCUCUUUAUUUUUUAUUUUAUUUUAUUUUAUUUAAUAGUCUAUUUUAAUACUUUAUAUAAAUAUUAACUUACACAGGAAUUGUACUUCUACCACGGCUAAAUACUCAACUCACAAACGACUCACACUCAGACGUUCUCAUUUCAUUUCAUUUCACUUUUGUUCAUCAUUUACCUUCUGCAUCACUCAUGACUACUAUUCAACCUAUUCAACCACGAUGGUUUCAUGCCGCUACACUUGUCAAUACCAUGGUGUAUAUUACAGGAGGCACAACCCGGGAUCAUCAGGGGAAAUUACUUUCCCUAGAUGAGACUCUAAUGCUAGAUUUGACCCAGUCAUGGAGUAUCGACAAUCCUCUUUUCAAAAUAUUGGACACUGCCCGUUUACCCAUACCACUCAGCGGCCAUUCCAUGAAUAAGAUCCAAGGCACCUCUCAAUUAGUGAUCGUGGGAGGAGAGUCCAUUAAUAACAGCAGGAACACCACCAAAAGCAAUAAGAAUAGCACCGAUCCCAUGAAUUCGUCCAUUUUACUUGUAGACACAAAGCACGCAAACACAACCGGCUGGUCAACACUCCUCCUCCAAUACCCUUCUAAUAGCAGUAACAGCAAUAAUACUAAUAAUGAUAACGAUAAUAGUAAUAAUAAUAGUAAUAAUAAUAAUAAUAACAGCACUGGCUCAACAAUGCCUUCCCCAAUUCAUCGCAUGUAUCAUGCCACAACAUCAACUAGGAAGGAUGGAAUCCUCGUGCAGGGAGGAUAUCAGUCGCUGAUUGGCAAUAAUAAUAGGACAAUAGUUUCAUCUUUGGUUACACUGAAACCAAACUUCGAUAAAAGCAGCAUUUCACAGACGACAACAGCAAUCAUCUCUUUAGCUCGGAAUGCUCCAGCAUUAGCGCGACACACCAUGACGUUGACUCCAGAUGGCCGUGCCAUCAUCCUCGGCGGGAUUAAUUCCCAAGGAAUCCUCACCAACUUGACACAGGCUUAUGUCUUGGAUACUCAAGCGGAUGCAACAACUGCAGAGUGGAAAGUAGUACCUCUUUUCGGACAACCCCCGGCCCCACGGAUGGAGUUUACGGCAGUUAUGGUGAACGCAACUACAAUGCUUGUAUAUGGUGGCACUUCGGAUUUCAAAUCUGCAAACUGGGCCACGUUCUAUCUUGAUUUGCCCACUUGGACAUGGACCUCACCAAUGGCACAAGGAAUAACUCCUAGACGAUGGGGACAUACUGCUACUAUGGCUGGGAACGUCAUGGUGGUUGCAUUUGGAUUAAGUUCGCGACAAUCACCUGGCAAUACAACUGUUGUAUUACUAGACACUAGGACCAACACCUGGAUCACUCAAUUCGAUCCUCAAGUCAUGAAUAUUGGCACUGGGAAUUCUGGCAAUGAUGACAGCGACAAUAAUGACGAUGAUAGUGGCGUACAAGAUGUGGAUGGAGAAGGAAAGGGACCUAUGAGCGUAGGCAUGGUUCUCGGCCUUGGAUUUGUGGUCACUCUUGCGAUCGUAGGCGGUGUAUUCUGGUUACUGGUACGGAAGAGGAAACGCAGGACUCGGAAUCAGAGAGCAAAAGAAAACAUUGAUCAGUUUACGACAUCACGAUCUGUAGCAGGAGCAAUUUCGUCAUCAUCAGCCAACCAUCGUAAUGGAGCAAAAGGUUUCUUUGAAGCCUUCAGUCUUGGAACCAUAUCCAACAAUCAGAGUCGUACAGAGCGUGAUGGACGUGGCAGGAAACGGCGAGAUUCGAAACGGUACUCCACUACCUCAGUAAGAACACAGCAUCCACAAUCAAUCUUGGAACGAAUGGCAGAGCUGGGAUAUUCACCCUUACAAUUUGGAUAUCCAGAAUCGGUGAUCCGACAAGGUUCAGGUGGCGUGACAGUGUCGAAUUACAUCUAUCCUAAUCAACCUUGUACACAAAUAGAGAAAGUGGUGACAUGUGGGGGUAAUGAUGGGGAUCGGAAUAGAAAUGAAGUGGAGACCCAGGUAGUGUUUCAUGACCUGUCUUCAGCACAGAAGGAAGCUCUCCGUCUGGAAUUUGAGCAGAGACAGAGGCAAGGAGGGCAUGACCAAGCGCCUAAACACGAGCUACUUCAAUCUAAUGUUGAAGAGUAUGUAUAAUCUAUGUAUUUCAAAAGAACGAAACAGAAGCAGAUGUGAGUUGAUUCCAAU
Molecule: messenger RNA, 2186 nt
Organism: Lobosporangium transversale
Lineage: Eukaryota; Fungi; Mortierellomycota; Mortierellomycetes; Mortierellales; Mortierellaceae
Exons: 3
Coding region: 201-2135 (644 amino acids)
Molecular function (GO): protein binding
Source: RefSeq, a predicted model, not a curated record